GGCUUGUGAGUGGCGUGCAGUGUGGGACUAUCACAUGACUCACCAUUGCGUUGUUGCUUCAUAAGUUCAUUCCACGCUGUAAGCUGAGAGCACAGUCACCUCCCAGCUGCUGCCCGGCGCCCUGUCAUGCCUGCCCGAUGGCCGUCAACCUCGCUUAUAUCUGUACAGAACACAAGAUCGUGAUGGUGGGUCUGGACAACGCAGGCAAGACCACCAUCCUGUACCAGCUGCUGAUGAAUGAGGUGGUGCACACGUCCCCCACCAUAGGCAGCAAUGUGGAGGAGGUGGUGUGGAAGAACCUGCACUUCAUCAUGUGGGAUUUGGGUGGGCAGGAGUCCCUCAGAUCUGCCUGGAACACUUACUACACAAACACUGAGUUCGUCAUCCUGGUGAUAGACUCCACAGACCGGGAACGGCUGAGCAUCACAAGGGAGGAGCUGUACAAGAUGCUGGCCCAUGAGGAGCUGUCCAGGGCAGCUGUGCUCAUCUAUGCCAACAAGCAAGAUGUGAAAGGUUCCAUGAGUGCUGCUGAGAUCUCCCGGCUACUCAAUCUCACCUCUGUCAAGAAGCACCGGUGGCAGAUCCAGGGUUGCUGUGCGCUGACUGGAGAGGGGUUGUAUCAAGGCUUGGAGUGGAUUGGCAGCACUUUAAAAAGCAAAUGACGAAGCUACAAUCCGGUAGUCAGCAGUGUUGGCCGUCAGCUGUGAUGGUGCUGGAGUGUGUGCAGUGUGUGUUUGUAUGAGUGGCUGUCUGUGUUUAUUGCAGACUCACACUUGUGCUUAAGUUAUUUGAACCAUGACGAUAAAUGAGCCUGUGUGUGUGUGUGUGUGUGUGUGUGUGCUUGUGUGUGUGUGUGAGGCUUUGGUGAGUCUAGUGCUGUAAUGUAAUGUAAUAUAAGUUUUAUGUAAUUGAAAAUCAUCUUCAGGUUUUUAUACCAUUGUGUAUGUGUGUGUGUGCAUGCGUGUGUGUGCUGUUUCAUUCAGUGCAGUAGCCUUGUUUACACAGGUGAGUGUGUUUGUGCGUGUGUGUGAGGGUGAAAGAAAAACAUAUAUACUCUCAAGUUUUUCAUCCAAACUUGAGGAGAGUUACGAAUGAAUGAGUGAGUGAGUCCUUCCAUUUUUUUCCUCAUGGUUCCGUUGAUGUCUUUGGCAGUUUAUUGAUACAUUACUUUAGAUCCCAUUUAGCUUCGUUUUUUAGUGUUUCGUUGUAAUCAUGAGAGUAGCAGUAGCAGCACACCAUCAGCAUUCUUUGCAUAAUGUCAUCCUUACACAAGUUUCUCAUUUCAGCGUUGGUUUUCAGUCGUUCAUUGAGUCAUCAUCAUUGUCUUUUAUAAGGUCACUGGGACGAGAUGUGAUUGUUUUUAAGUGUGUUGAGUCGAGUAUUGUCGUGAUUAGUCGGUCAUAAGAAGGUUGCACUACAUGAAGAUCAGCCACCCUAGGUCUUUUUGGUGAGGUUAGGCUAAGUUAUGUAUCUUUUCUCCUAUCGUAUCUAUAUCUAUCCUAUCUAUAUCCUAUAAUAUAUUUUCCUGUCUCCAUUUCUUUGUUUUGCAGUUAACCAAAUUUAAUUUAACCCAUCUUGACAUGACCAACAUAACCUAACCCAUCCUACUCAUAACUUAUCUCUUUAUGAUCCUAUACUGCAGGCUAACAGCAAUUUUCAUCCAUUUAGGCUCACCAGGUAUUUGAUUCAAGAGAAUUAGCAUGACAUUUACUUGUGCCACAAACCUAAGGAGAAUUGUGCUUAUUUUGUCGUCAUAUUUUCUGGUGCCACAAACUUGCUUUCCUUCUUGAGUCGAGUUUCAGUUUUGGAUGUGUGCCAAAGUUAUUGUACUUUGAGGUGUGGUGUGACCUGGGAUUGCCUGUGUUUGAGUAUCUUAGCAAUUGGUCACACAUUUCACCAUCUUUCCUCCUGCUGACACCACGCUGGUGCUCCACAAAGGCAUAGUUUCAUAUUCCUAAAUGUUGUCUUUACCACCUUCACUUUCUAGGCUCUAGUGGAAAUAAUUCAGAAUUUUAAGGAUGUUUCCAUGAUGCCAGUGAUAGUUUAAGGAUUAUGACUAUCAAAGGAAAGAAACAUCCAUAAAAAACAUUUAGUCAUCUCUGUGGCCUUUGGAAAUAAUUGUAAUGAGAGAACCAUACAUUUAAGAAUGUGGGGCAUAAUAAGACUAUUCAUUGCGUUGGGUCACCUUUGAAUGUUUCGUAAUAUCUGUGUAUAUUCGUUUAUAUCUCGCAUCACCACCACUCAUAACUCAGGACUGUUGCUUGCUCUUGUGCUGACUAUCUUGUGGAGUGCACUGGAUAGAUAAGUCAGUCAUUAGUUUUCCUUGGACACACAGCCUUCUGGUGUUGAAAUAUAUGUAAGUUAUCUCCAGUGUGUUAUUCCAGCUUUAUUUCAUGUUUAAAAUGAACCAAAAUAAUUUACUAGAUUUACAAACAUCAAAACAUGAGAACCAUCCUUUCAUGUUGAGCCUGACUAACUUAUCUGGCCUAACAUAGAUCUCUCUCUGUUCCUGUGUGUCUAGGUAGAUGGGUCAAGGGUUCAGGUCCAAGGGAAAGGGAAGUAACCUGUGACACAUUCCAUUAAUUCCUUGUUAGCUGUUGUGUGAGUUGAAGGAGGUGCUCUUGUUAUAGUCAUGUGUAUUAAACCUCUCUCUCCCAUCGCUCAGUUUCCCAGUAUUUUAAGUCCCUCUGCUGGUAGUCUUGUCUUACGGAGUAUUAGCAGACGAGACAACUUAAAGGUGAAUAUUGAGAGCAUGGGAAGCAUUGCAGGUUGGUUUACUCUUGACUAUGGCCUUACCUCUGCUUGGUCUGUGUGUUGAGACAGUUGGACAUUGCUUUUUUAGUCUCCAGUUUGCCCCUUUAGUGUGUGUGUGUGUGUGUGUGUGUGUUCCAGAGUGACCACAGGUGGGCCACUCCUUGCUUCCCAAAUUAUCUUAACUGUUGUUCACAUUGUCCAUAAUAUGAAAAAGAAAUGAAAAUAUCUUCCCAUUCUUACUGUUGGUGAAGUACUUUAGUGUGUGUGAAGCAUAAACGGCAAUAACUUGUCUACUUGCCUCACGUUUCAUUACCAAUGCAGCCUUGAGAGAAAUUUUGAGUUAGUCAUGAUGUCUUUUAUUGCUACUCUAGUCAGUUAGAACAAAGUCAAUAGUUGUCGUGUUUGUGCUAAUUUUCGGGGAUGAGAGAGUUGAAUACACGCUGCUAAGGCUGACGGGUGAGUCACUUCUCUGUGAAUUCCACCCUAAGGAAAUUUUCUCCAUGAAUAAUCCACUUCAAAUAUUUCAAUCAAGAUAAUAUUCUCCUUAACCUAACUUUUGCAAGGGGUAACUUACUUUUGGAGAAGUCUUGGGUGGAAUUUUCAAAGAGGAACUUUUCAGUGGGUAGAAAAUGUACAGUCUACAGGCUAGGCAUAUGUAGUGUGUACAGUGUGUUGGACUGAGGGGCAUGUGUGGCGCCAGACAGUGUGUGUGCUGGUUCCUGGAUCCCGAGGCUUAGUGAACAGUGAUAGUGCUAGUGAGGGCGGCCAUGCGUAACCUUGGAUAUCAUGGUACUGGACAUUGAAGGAGCCAUUUUCUAGUACAACACGUGCAAUAUUUACCUGGAUGAUUGCUGCUGAAUGAAGGAAUCUGUUGGCUUUCCCCUAUAGUGAAGGUUAUUUAUUUUUGUUACUGAAUCAAGCAUCACUUAAAAACUUCUUGUGUUACCUCAUGACACAUGUAACAUGGCCAGCUAGUGUGUCAUGAUGCAAGAAUAGGAGGUUGUUCUGUGGCACUUUUCAGACCAGAAAUGCCUGUCACUCUGGGGUGUUGAGUGAUUUGGUGAUCCAGAUACUUUAUACUGCCUAUUGUGCUGCAGGCUUAAGGGAAAGUUAUUGUAUGCUGGUGAAGUGAAUGCCGAUGUUCUGCUAACUAAUGCCUGGGUAUCUUUCCUUCAUAGUGUGUACAUAUUGAUGUGUUUGGGUUGUGACAUCAAAUGAGUGUCACCUAUGUUUGAAUCUCAAUUUCUGUUACAAAGGCAAAGCACAUCAUGAUGUGCUUGAAAGACUAUAAGCUCAUCACAAGGUGCCAGUGAGUUGUCAAUGAUAACUUUGCUACUGUAAGAGUGUCAUCAUUCCUAGGCCAUAAUACUGAGAGCCUUCACUCCAAGAACUGCACUCUCAAAUGUUUCAGCAUUGUAUCAUCUGCUUUCAACAGAGUGCAGUGGAAGCUAUAAGGUUUUCUAGAAUGUCCUCAGUGCUCUAAUAAUAUUCUUUUGGUAUCAUGAUUUGGAAAAGAUUCCCAUGUAAACUAAACUAAUCUCUGUGACCUUUGAAAAUUCCUAUACUGAGAGCAUAAGGUGUUGCAGUGUGAGCCUAAGAUGCCCUGGCUGUUAAUCUCACACAUGGUGAGGAAUGUUGUUGUCUUCAUUCAGGAGUGAAUCAGGUUGUGCUCAUGGGACAGUAUUGUGGUCUGGGAAAUUUGAUACAAAUGCCCAAAUAUAACCAGUCCUUAGUUCUGUCAAUCUCAAAUAUCUGACACUAACACAUUUGCAUUAUCUUUGAGGCUUUAUAGAAGACUUGACAUGCUUAGACAAGGGUCUAGUUUGGACAUCUAGCACAGUGGUGGACUGGUAGACUUGCCCUUUGUCUUGUAAAAGUGGUAUAUUUUUUUUGCAAAUGUUGAGGUGCUCCUGCAUCGUCACACUUACUGGGCUUGUUACUGACAAGGUGCUUGGACACGUUAACACUUCAGAGGAAGCACUCUUGUUGACAUUCAAGGUUUAUUUUUUAGUUUGGAAUAUUUAUUUGAAGGAUGAAUAUACAUGAAGGCAAGCAUAAGAGGUCUAUGUUCAUCUCGAGUACCUGCUUGGAAUUAUCUUAAUUUAUCCUCAAAGUUUUAUUCCACAUGUCAUUAAAUCCCUCAAGAUUAGGUCCUUUAAAAUAUUAUGUUGUGAUUACAGAUGUCAAGAAUGUCCAUUAUGAAUUAUUAAUAUGUGGAGAAGAUUAAAUUAAGAAAUGGAGAAAGCUAGCCACAGUUGCCAAGGGUGACCACAGACUCUCCUGAGAAGCCUGUCAUGUUCCUCAGCUCCUGAAGGAAGGAGUUUGGUCCAUUAGAUUAAUCACUCUCUUGUCAAGUCUGACAGACAUUGUUGGAUAAAAGUGAAUGUGUUGCUUUGGGGAACAAUGGGAACUUUUGAUACUGUGCAUGUGGUAUCUUUUGUGACCAUUACAGUUUUAUAUCAUCUGACUCAGUAUUAAGCAGGUUUUAGACGUUUUGUACAUACGGAAUCAAGAGUUAAUGAUGCAUAGGUUUUAUAUGAUUGAGUUCAGUCUCGUUCACUCAAGACCUGGAUCUCCAGCUUCCAGUCAGGACACCAGACUUGUGAACAAACUUUUGCUUGUAAACAACAUGAGUGCAAAAGUUAUCCAUAUAUUUAGUCUCUGCUCAUUUAGAUAAUGUUAACAAUAAUAAUCUCAGUUUAGUCAUACAUAGAAGAAUACAAGAAUACAGUGAAUAUGAUAUCUGUUGAUGCUUUUGGAGUAUUUCUUGUGGAGUUUUUUACUAUUCACGAGUUCAAUAAAUACAUAUCUUUUCUAUACAUAUGAAUGUAAGUGUUUUGACGUGGAGGAAAGUAAUUUUUUGAUAAGCGGCCACAUUUCCUAGCCCGUGUUGAAAUGAGAGUGAGAAAGAGGUUGAAUGUAAGAGCAUCCUUUUAUCGUUGUUGUUUUCCCCACCUGUCUACACACAUUCUGUCUUCAGUGAAAGGUUUCAUUUUAUUUCAUUUUUUACCUGUUGAAAUGUGAUGUGAGAGAAAGAGAGCAUUCUUUUAUCAUUGACCCAUAGCUGUUUUCCCCAUCUCCGUCAACACAAACUCAUUCUGUCUACACACACUUGGCUCCCCCCCCCUCUCCCCUCCAUGGUGUCUCCUUCCCCCCGCCCUCACGCUGGCGGCGGCGAGGGAGGCACAGCUGGGAGGGAGCGAGGAGGGACCGUCAUAGCCACUUUCAGAGUUGGCUCAACACACACACUUCCUGCUGUUUUAUUAUGUGUCAUGUACUGUACCAUGUUUCAUAAAGUGUAUAUAGGAAAAAAGAAGUUGUAUAUUUUCAAUAAGAAUAAUUUUA
This is a messenger RNA of Portunus trituberculatus (swimming crab), 6099 nucleotides long. RefSeq names its product ADP-ribosylation factor-like protein 5B (gene Arl5). NCBI's taxonomy places the organism in Eukaryota, Metazoa, Arthropoda, Malacostraca, Decapoda, Portunidae. The transcript has 4 exons. Gene Ontology annotation, molecular function: GTP binding; GTPase activity. The record is from RefSeq and is a predicted model, not a curated record. Gene Ontology annotation, cellular component: cytoplasm; trans-Golgi network. Gene Ontology annotation, biological process: intracellular protein transport; vesicle-mediated transport; protein localization to Golgi membrane. Bases 138 to 662 code for a protein of 174 amino acids.